AUGGUUGUGCUAUCUGAAUUCGAAAGACAAAGACAGGAGAAUAUCCGUCGGAACAAGGAGCUUUUGCGCCAAUUGGACCUUGACCUGAUCCAUGACUCGAUCGCGCGAGAGGUUCCUGAUGAGAAACCCAAACUGGUCAAGAGAAGGAAGCCUUCUCCCAAAGUUAAACAAGAGAUAGAACCUUCAAGAAGAUCAAGAAGAAUAGCCGGGAUCAACAUGGAGAACACGGAGGAGGUGCAGAAGAUGAGGGAGGAGGAAGAAGAACGUGACCGGCGGCGAAAGGAGAUGGAGAGGCUCAAGCAGACGCGUUUAUAUGGAGACUUCCAAUUGCUUGAUCUCAUCACUGAUAGGAAGGGCAAUUUAAAGUUUGAGGACAAGGUGCUUGGGGCCACGAAAUCUGACGGUACCAAUGAUCCUUCUGUGAAAUUAGAGACAGAAACAGCUGAAGAAGUUCUUGACAUCAGCAGUGACAAUGAGGUGCUCAAGCUCUUCCGGGAAUUGGGUGACAAGAUGUCAGCAGGCGACUUCUACGACUUGAUCCGCCGGUCAGACUUGGCGUACACCGACAAGAUUCUACAGGCCAAGCGCAAGGAGUUUGACGAGUUGAAAGUGUUGGAGAAAUUCGAUCCCUUGGACAUCAAAAUCACCCACCAGCGGAUCACCUCACUCAACUUUCAUCCAUCCACAACCGGUCGGGUGAUAGCCGGUGGGGACACCAAUGGAAACGUCGGGAUCUGGGCGGUGGAUGCGCUGGGAGAUGAUCCCACCAUCUCGAUUGUCAAACCUCACGGGAAGUCAGUGUCCAAGAUCUUGGCUCCGUUCAACGCCCCGUCGCAGUUCUUAACGGCCUCGUACGACGGCUCGGUGCGGCGAAUGGACUUGAACAAGCUCGAGUCGACAGAGGUGGCGUACUUGAACGAUCCGUACGAAUCUAGUGAUUAUCCUCUCGGAGUGUCUGAUAUCAACGUGUGUAUGGACAACCCCAGCAUUCUUUAUAUGACGACGCUCUCGGGGAAUUUCUACCAGCACGACCUCCGAACCAAGUUCAAACUCAAUGGCAAGCAGUUGUUAAGGCUUCACGAUAAGAAAAUUGGGUCUUUUGCAAUCAAUCCAAACGCGUCGCACCAAAUUGCUUCUGCUUCAUUAGACAGAACUCUUCGGAUCUGGGACUUGAGAAAUGUGGGGGCCGCAUCGUGGUCCGAGUUCGACACCAGCCCAAGCCCACAUCCCUACGGAGCGUACGGGUCUCGGCUCUCUGUUUCAUGUGUGGAUUGGAACCUUGAGAACCGCAUUGUCUGCAAUGGCUACGACGACAAUAUUUGUAUUUUCGACUUGAGCGGCAACAAACAACAACCGGCGGUGACACAGUGGAGCACAGACUACCAGGUACCAGGAAAGAAAACCCAAAAGCUGGAGGAGGACGAAAUACCUACGAAUCUUGAACCUUUUACCAGGAUAAGGCAUAACUGUCAGACAGGCCGGUGGGUAUCGAUUUUAAAAUCCAAGUGGCAGGUGGCACCCGAAGAUGGGGUGCAGAAGUUUGUCAUUGCCAAUAUGAACCGAGGGUUCGAUAUCUACGACCAAAAGGGCCAGAUAUUAGCACACUUAACGGGACUGAAUGUGGGCGCUGUUCCCGCCGUGUGCUCGAUGCACCCGACUCAAAACUGGUGCGCGGGUGGCAGCGCCAGCGGGAAAGUUUACAUGUUUGAGUAA
Messenger RNA from Yamadazyma tenuis ATCC 10573, 1713 nucleotides. RefSeq lists its product as uncharacterized. Gene Ontology annotation, molecular function: protein binding; DNA binding. The record is from RefSeq and is a predicted model, not a curated record. Gene Ontology annotation, biological process: regulation of DNA damage checkpoint. Lineage: Eukaryota; Fungi; Ascomycota; Pichiomycetes; Serinales; Debaryomycetaceae. Gene Ontology annotation, cellular component: nucleus.